UAUCCCUGCACAGAGACACACACUCCUCUGCUUCUCUCUCUAGCCUAAGCCUUGUAGCUUGCGUUGAUGGUGUAUUAAUAUACCAAAGGAAACUUCCAUCCUUUCCAUUGAUUGUAGUGGAUCGGAUCCAUCCUCAUGCAAAAGCAAAACGCCCUCCUCUUCUUCUUCUUCCUCCUCCUCCUCCUCUCCCAAUCCCAAUAAAAAGGCAAGCCUAGCUACACCCCACACACAACCAACUCUUCCUCUUCUCCACAAUUCAGCGAGCCAGCCAGCCACUCUUCCUCUUCUCUCCCUCUCUCUCCUGCUUCCGGCCCAAUCCCAAUAAAAAGGCAAGCGGCAUGCAUACACCGGAGGCGGUGGAGGCGCCGCCGCCGCUCCUCGUCAUGCCCACGUCCUCCACGGAGCACUCCGCCGGCGAGCUGGACAGGCACCACCCGCAGCCGCCCCUCACCGUCGUCAAGCGCAAGCGCACCAAGAGGCCGCGCCACCACCCGCCGGCGUCCUCCUCCGCGUCGUCCUCCGAGAGCACAACCACCGAGGAGGAGGACAUGGCGCACUGCCUCAUCCUCCUCGCCCAGGGAGCCGGCGGCGGCUCAUCAGGGGCCCACGCCGCCGUCGACUCCAAGCAUUCGCCUUCGCUUUCGCCGCCCCCGGCCGCCGCCCCGCCGGCGCCGGCGAAGAGCGAGAGGUACACCAGCCGCAAGUACACGGAAGCCGUGACUACGGCGGACGGCGUCAAAGCCGGCUUCUACGUGUACGAGUGCAAGACGUGCAACAAGUGCUUCCCCACCUUCCAGGCGCUCGGCGGCCACCGCGCGAGCCACAAGAAGCCGCGCAUCGCCGGCACCGACGACGAGAUCGUCCUCACCACCACCACCACCACCACCAUAAAGCAGCAGCAGAAGCCACCGAUGAUGGCCACAGCGUCGCCGGCGCCGGCGCCGGCGCCUCUCCUCCAGCCUCAGACGACGAUCGACGUCGCCGUCUUCCCGGACGUGACCACCGCGCUGAGCCUCAACAGCGUCGCCAUGACCACCACGACAAAGCUGCGGGUGCACGAGUGCUCGAUAUGCGGCGCCGAGUUCGCGUCGGGGCAGGCGCUGGGCGGCCACAUGCGGCGCCACCGGCCGCUCAACGCGCCGGAGCGCGCGGUCACCGCGAUCGCCGCCGCCGCGGACACCACCAAGAAAGAGGCGGGGAGCGCGGGCAUCAACCUGGAGCUGGACCUCAACCUGCCGGCGCCGUCCGACGAGGAAGCCCUGUCGCUGCCGGCGGCGGCGCCACCGGCCGUCGUGCUCGGCCUCGGGCAGUUCAGCAACGGCAACAAGGGUGGCCUUAUGCUGACAGCCUCAGCACUGGUGGAUUGCCAUUAUUGACAUGAGAGCCGGCCAUCGCUGGCCUAGCCUCAUGAAUUCUUUUCUUAACAACAAACACUGAUUACAUAUUCAUCUCUUCUUCUUCUUCUUCUUCUUCUUCUUUUUUCUUAUUUCUUCUUGGGGAUGAAUUCUACCAUGCAUCCUCAAUUAUACUCACAAUUUAUUCUUAUUGGGAUAUAGUAUUUAUAUCAGGGACGAAGCUGUAACUGUAAUAUAUAUACACACACACAAUUGAUUCUUUCAAUUCUUUGGUGUAACAUACUACACUGUAUGUAGCGAUUAACAUGUAGUACAUUUCAUACUGUUGGUGAUGGAUGAAAUUGGCAUUGAAA
Messenger RNA from Setaria italica (foxtail millet), 1708 nucleotides. Its product is annotated as zinc finger protein ZAT5. Bases 339 to 1376 code for a protein of 345 amino acids. The record is from RefSeq and is a predicted model, not a curated record. The transcript has a single exon. Lineage: Eukaryota; Viridiplantae; Streptophyta; Magnoliopsida; Poales; Poaceae.